Molecule: messenger RNA, 1893 nt
Organism: Trichoderma citrinoviride
Lineage: Eukaryota; Fungi; Ascomycota; Sordariomycetes; Hypocreales; Hypocreaceae
Product: kinase-like protein
Exons: 1
Coding region: 1-1893 (630 amino acids)
Biological process (GO): peptidyl-threonine phosphorylation; peptidyl-serine phosphorylation
Molecular function (GO): protein serine/threonine kinase activity; ATP binding
Source: RefSeq, a predicted model, not a curated record
AUGUUCGAAACCAGGGCCGAGCCCUCGCAGGGCGUCUCGGAGGAGAAAACCGAGCCUUUCUCUCAGUCAGAGAUCGAGGCCCGAUUUCACGGCGUCGGAGACGAUGAGCCAGGCAUCCCUGCGGACCCCGAGGCCGUUCCGCUCGACGUCUUGCAAGUCGAAGAUCACCACCACGAGCAAGGCAUCCGCAUCCUCGUGCGGCCUCUCACCAAGCUUCCCGGCGCCCGCUCCGUGAGUCCCGGCAGCGACAAUUGCCAGUGGCUGGCUCUGCGCGCCGAGGUGGCCUCCUCGGACAAGCCUGAGCACAAGGUCCUGGCUGUGACUCAGACCUCCAAGGACAUCAAGUUCUCCGUUAGGAUACCCGGAUCUACCCAGGACGACCUGUCACGACCACCACUGUGGUGUGAGCUCUAUUACGAUCCCGCCAGCGACAAGGUCAUCUUCCUCAACCGGUCGGAUGUGCCCAUACUGCUCGGCCGUGUGUCCCAUGUUGCCGCCGCCGCCAGUCCUCCCCCAAGCGAACGCCAUGUCAUCAACCCGGGCCUCGCCAAGGGGCUUACACCUGGCACCUUUCGGAUCAAAGUGAGAGACGUUGCCGUACUUGAUUUUCGCAUUUUGGAGAAGCGUCCAGUGGCCAUCUAUCAACAGCCAAUCUCAUUGACAGUGCCCGAGGAGGACACGCCCGCAUCAUCGCCGUCGUUCGUCACGUCUGACCAAGUCAACGCAAGUAUGAAGAGAGCUCUUACCCCGGAGGAAGACGUGAAGAGGGUGAAGCGGAGAAUUACGGACGCCAGAGGAGAUGACGGCGUUGUCAUGUUUCUGGGACCAACUGACCCUCUCGUCUUCCCUCUUCCCAACAACGCGAGAGAGGCCAAGGUACUGGCUGCAUCCGACGGCCAUGCACUCUUGGACGCAGAGCAGGGCGAGACAAUUGCUGUCAAUGGAGUGUGUGAGCUGGACGAAUACCACUUGACGAAACGCGAGCCCAUUGCAUCCACGGCUCUGUCGGCAGUCUAUACCGCAUCACAUUCGCAGGUGCCCAAUAACAUCGUCACAGUCAAGGUGCUCAAGACAAGGGUCGCAAACCCAGACAACAAGCCGCUGGUGCAUGAGCGGAGUGUCAUCCGCCAAGCAGACAUGUGGCUGCGAGAGUGCCAGAGCCAACAAGACUUGCAACACGACUCGAUUGUACGCUACUACGGAGGAGAUGCCAGAUUCCUGAGUCUCUACAUGGAGCACAUCGACGCCAAAGAUCUCACUGCUCCUACCAGGUGGAGAAACAAGGCUACGGACGAGUUCGUCGGAACACGCGAAGACUCUGUUCGGAUAUUACGCGACAUCUCGGGCGCCCUCAACUACCUCCACGGCCGCAAACUCGUCCACAACGACAUCAAGCCCGCCAAUAUCCUGUACGCGCCUGAGCGUGGCGCCGUCCUCUGCGACUUUGGGCUGACGACGCCGGCGGCAAGCUCGCCUUCUGGCGGCGGAACUCCUUACUACAUUCCUCCCGAGUUCAUCACACGCAAGAGCCGCGGCCCAGCCUCUGACGUCUGGGCGCUGGGUGUCACGAUGCUAUACACGUUGCGCUUCAUCAAGUUCCCCGACUCGCGAGCACGCAGGCAGCAUCCCAAGCCGCUGUACUGGCAAAUCGCCCAAAUCCACGGCCAGCCGGCGCCGCCUCAUGCUUAUAAGCAGUACGGCAAUGGUCAGCCGGCGGUGAACCAGAUGAGGGACUGGCUCACGGAGAUUUAUGAAGCAAGAGAGAAGCUGAACCCCAAAGACCGCUUGGAGCGGCUGGUGAGGGAUAUGCUGGCGCCGAACCCAGCUCAGCGCAUCACCAUGGAGAGGAUCGUCAGAGAACUCUCGGGCGAACAAACAAGUACAAGUCGCUAA